UCCCGCAAGGCGGAAGUAAAACAGAGUGGACGCUCUACGCUUUAAUGAAACAUCUAUGUCAGUGCAGCAUUAACGCGAGUCAACUUGUUUACAUCAACCUGGCAAAACAGAUUGACAAUCAGGAAAACAGGUCAGAGAUUACAGCUUUUUUCAGGGUUUGUGUCGGAGCUCGGCCGGUGUUGUUUAGCGGCUUGAGGACAGUGUGCCGUGUUAUGUGCUAUAAAUGCAGUAAGAGGCCCAGUGUGCGCUGAUGCUCUUGCGUAUCAGAUGAGUUCAUACACACAUGCUGCUGGAGUGCUUAUCUCUCUUCACGCCCGUCAAGCAUUACUCCGGGAUUACCUGCAUGUGUAGGGCCGUAUCACAUAUAUAUAAUGUUUGCAGUGCCAUUACCGGGUAAUACAGAACUCUAUUUUCUACAGAGAUUUUCCAGACAGCCCUGGAUUUACCCGGAUCACUGAUUUUGAAUGAGUGAAUCGCUGCAUGUGCGAACAUGACUGACAUUCAACUUCAUACCACGAGAAACAAGUACGCAGUCUUCUGCUGAUUAUAUUUUGGACAAGAAAAUAAUAUGAGUUCAGAAAGCCAACAGGACACGUUUUUCUAGAUUUUCUGAAGAACUAAACAGCAAAAGACGCCAAUAUGAGAAUCUUCAGGACUUUGAUGAACGCUGCAUCUGUUUCCAAACAAAUCGACUUUUACUCCAGAUUCUCGCCUUCUCCUCUCUCUAUGAAACAGUUCAUAGAUUUUGGUUCAGAGAAUGCGUGUGAGAAAACGUCAUUCACGUUUCUAAGACAGGAGCUGCCUGUCAGGCUGGCAAAUAUUUUGAAGGAAAUAGAUUUAUUGCCUGAUAACCUGCUGAGAACUCCUUCAGUGCGGCUGGUGCAGAGCUGGUACAUGCAAAGUUUCCAGGAUAUACUUGAUUUCAAGGACAAGGAUAUUGAUGAUCAAAUGGUCACACACAACUUCACAGAUGCUGUGAUUAAGAUCAGAAACCGCCACAAUGAUGUAGUGCCCACCAUGGCUCAAGGAGUGGUGGAGUAUAAGGAGACCUACGGCACCGACCCCAUCACCAGCCAGAACAUGCAGUACUUCCUGGACCGCUUCUACAUGAGCAGGAUUUCAAUCAGAAUGCUCCUGAACCAGCACACUCUUCUGUUUGGGGGAAAGGUGCGCGACAAUCCUGCUCAUCCCAAACAGAUCGGCAGCAUCGACCCCAGCUGUCGUGUCACUGAUGUGGUCAAAGAUGCUUAUGAAAAUGCCCGAAACCUGUGUGACCGGUAUUACAUGAACUCACCUGGCUUACUACUGGAAGAAUUUAAUGUUAAAGGACCAGAUAAACCCAUUGCUGUGGUGUAUGUGCCGUCUCAUCUGUACCACAUGGUGUUUGAGCUCUUUAAGAAUGCCAUGCGCGCUACCAUGGAACUUUAUGAAGAUGCCAUGGAAUAUCCUCCAGUGCAUGUUCAGAUCGUCCUCGGCCAUGAAGACUUGACUGUUAAGGUCAGUGAUCGUGGAGGCGGAGUCCCAUUGAGGAAGAUUGACAGGUUGUUUACGUACACCUACUCCACUGCACCUCGUCCUCAGAUGGACACGUCUCGAGCCACUCCUCUGGCUGGCUAUGGUUACGGGCUGCCCAUCUCCAGACUUUACGCCAGAUAUUUCCAGGGUGACCUGAAGCUCUACUCUAUGGAGGGAUUCGGCACAGAUGCCGUCAUUUACAUUAGAGCUUUGUCCACAGAGUCCAUUGAGAGGCUUCCUGUUUACAACAAAUCCGCCUGGAAACAUUAUAAAACCAUCCACGAGGCCGAUGACUGGUGUGUUCCCAGCAAAGAACCCAAAGACAUGAGCACCUUCCGCAGCUUCUAGACUCGUCUCGCAUCUUACACCAAUGCACACGCUUCAGCAGCCCGAAUAGAUUCAAGCGUCUUACCUUCGUCUAUCUGCUCUUGCGUAGAUUCAGUAUAGAAGAAUAAUGAAAGAGACAAUAUUAUGAGCAUGCUGAAACCCAACAUGUUUCUGGUAUGUUCUAAUGAGAAAGUUGUGAACUGUUGCGGGUGGUACCAGUAUUAUAAGUUAGCUCAGGUGUUGCUAGUGCCAUCACAUCCCAGAUAGACAAUACUGCUGUUGCCGUUCUGGUGUAUUUUGAGUGCGUGUUACUUGAGUGAGAUCCAGUGUGUUUUCCUGCUCAUAUAUUUGAAUGUGUAAGUCAGUAUAUAUUUAUUUAUCUGUCAUCGUGAGAUAGACAGUAAUGCUGAUCAUUUUUGCUUUAAAUUGUUAUAUGUUGUGGUUUGGGAGCUCGAGCUCAUGUACCAGCAUAACUGGGACUUCACAUUCCUUGUACUGUCCCAUGUGUUACAUUUUGUUUUCAGAGCCAGUCUAAAGAAAGAUGCUUUUUUUUCUUAUAAGAAGUUGUGUAGCGUGAAGAGUUUUAAAGUGUUAAAUGCUUCACACCACCAGAAAAUGUUCAGCUUCAGCUAUGUAACUUUUCAGGCUCUUAAGUGACAAAAAAAAGGAACAAACGCAUGUACAUGUGAAUCAUGUGCUUCCCUUGAUGGGGUGUAACAAGAGUGUUCAGUAGUUUGAAACUCAUUCUGUUCAAUAAAGUACAAUGCCAGUGACCUCUACUGGAGACGGAC
Messenger RNA from Ctenopharyngodon idella (grass carp), 2633 nucleotides. RefSeq names its product pyruvate dehydrogenase kinase, isozyme 1 (gene pdk1). The transcript has 11 exons. Gene Ontology annotation, biological process: protein phosphorylation; regulation of glucose metabolic process. Bases 640 to 1863 code for a protein of 407 amino acids. Gene Ontology annotation, cellular component: mitochondrion. Lineage: Eukaryota; Metazoa; Chordata; Actinopteri; Cypriniformes; Xenocyprididae. Gene Ontology annotation, molecular function: pyruvate dehydrogenase (acetyl-transferring) kinase activity. The record is from RefSeq and is a predicted model, not a curated record.